Messenger RNA from Naegleria lovaniensis, 993 nucleotides. RefSeq lists its product as uncharacterized. The transcript has a single exon. Gene Ontology annotation, cellular component: mitochondrial outer membrane translocase complex; mitochondrial outer membrane. NCBI's taxonomy places the organism in Eukaryota, Heterolobosea, Eutetramitea, Acrasida, Naegleriidae. Gene Ontology annotation, molecular function: transmembrane protein transporter activity. Bases 1 to 993 code for a protein of 330 amino acids. The record is from RefSeq and is a predicted model, not a curated record. Gene Ontology annotation, biological process: protein import into mitochondrial matrix.
AUGAGAAAAGCAGCAACAACAACAUCAUACGUACCACCAACAACAUCUACUACAACAACAUCAGAACCGGUACCUCCUUCAUCAUCUUCUUUCAUUAAUAGUGUAACAAAUUUCAUUAGAAAUUUACAUAAAGCAAAAGGCUUGAGGGAGCCUCGUAAAUAUGAAGAUUAUAACAGAGAAGCAAAGGAUUUAUUUGUUACCGAUGCUGGAGAGGGCUUCACUGUCCAAUUAAACAAAAUAAUUGGACAAACAGCUCAACAUGAAUUUGGUUUGUCCCACUCAGUCUUUGUUGGUGGGAGCGGAAUGAGACCACCAGAUUAUACCACUACCGUAUCAUUUGCAAACAAGACAACUAAUCUUCUCUCUCAAAUCCAACUUCCACAUUAUAUUCACUUUUUCAUGUUGAAACGUAAAUUCUUGAAUGAAAAACUUACGACCGAAGUGAAUUAUGCAAAUGCAAAUAAUAACCUUAUCGCAAAAGCAGAUUAUUCAGAAAGGGAUUAUGUGAUUGAUGCUCAGUAUGAUCUUGAGAAGGGCAAAUUUCAAAUUUCCUAUAUGCAAAGCGUGUUGCCAUUCCUUCAACUCGGAUGUUCUGGCUUCUACAGAACCUCAGAUAGAGUGAGUGGUCUUUCUACAUGUGUGCGUUAUCAACCAACAAAGGAAGCUAUUGUUACUGGUGAAGCUAAGGUGUCUGGUCCACUCUCUCAAGCCAAUACCUAUAAUUUGAAGGCUUCCUAUUAUCAACAAGUAGGUGUUGAUACAUUUUUGUGCACGGAAGCAACCUAUGAUGUUUCUGAACGCACUCUCAAUUUCAUUUAUGGAUUCCAACAAUUGUUCCAACAAGCUAAAUUCCGUGUUACUGCAUCUCAAGACUUUAAUAUUAAGGCUAGUUUUGAUAUCAUGCCAACCAUGUCGACUAAUAUUAACACCUCAAUUGAUGCAAAUCCAGCCAAAUCAGAAUACAAGUUUGGUGUUUCCAUUCAAAUUAACUAA